Entamoeba nuttalli P19 is the source of this 801-nucleotide messenger RNA. RefSeq names its product MADS box transcription factor, putative. Gene Ontology annotation, biological process: positive regulation of transcription by RNA polymerase II. The coding region runs from base 1 to 801 and encodes 266 amino acids. The record is from RefSeq and is a predicted model, not a curated record. The transcript has a single exon. Gene Ontology annotation, molecular function: RNA polymerase II cis-regulatory region sequence-specific DNA binding; DNA-binding transcription factor activity, RNA polymerase II-specific; protein dimerization activity. Lineage: Eukaryota; Evosea; Mastigamoebida; Endamoebidae.
AUGGGAAGAAAUAAAAUAUCUAUUGAAAGAAUUGCAAAUGAUAGAAACCGUCAAGCCACAUUCACCAAAAGAAAAAAUGGAUUGAUAAAAAAAGCGAUGGAGUUGUCUAUAUUAUGUGAUUGUGAGAUUGCUUUAAUUUGUUUUAACUCCACUAAUAAUAAGAUCUUUGUUUAUUCAUCUGGAGAUAUAGAAAAAACGUUAUUACGUUUUACAGAAUUUACACCUACUCAAACACCUUUAACUAAUGCUGAUUAUCCUCGUUUUAGUAGAAAAAGAAAAGGGGCUAAAGCUGGUGAAGAAGAAGAUGAUACAGAUGAAGAAGAUGAAAAAAUUAAAGUUGAACAACCAAAUCAAGUUCCAAAGAUCAUAAAUUCAAAUCAACCAAUCCCAUCAGUUAAUUCACAGGGACCAUCUUGUUUCCAACCAUUUAGUCAAAGGAUGAUGGAUAGUAGAUUACCAAAUCAAUGUGUUUCAAACCCACCACCUCACACUUAUUUAGAUGUUCGUUCACAACUAGAUAGAAUAAAUACAACAGUACAACCUCGUCUUGACUCAUUAGAUAUGAUGGACACAAGACCUCCUAUGGAUCGUCCCCUCCCAACAAUGGAUAGAGCAAUAGAUCCACGGACACCGUACCAAUAUACACCAUACUCUAGAAGGUAUGAUCAAGAUUAUCAAUAUGCAUAUAGAUAUCCUGACACCACAGAAAAACCGUUCAAUCAUUUAGAUGAUAAAAGUUCAAAACCUGUUGAAGUUCCAAUAGAAGAAAAACUACCAAAAAAGCCAAUUGGAAGUGAUUGA